GACAUUUUACGCGUGUUUUGUGUGAAUGAGCGGCUGGAAAUGUCUGGACCAGGAAACCAGCCACCUGGUGGGGGGAAUCCCCCUUACAACCCUCAGGGACCCAUGAUGAUGCCACCGUUUGGGGGACCAGGAAUGCCCCCACCACCAUUCCCCAUGCCAGGUCAGGGGCCUCCCCCAACAGGUGGUCCGCCACCCCAGGGAGGGCCAGGAGGAGGACCCCCUAUGAACAUGCCCCCACCCAACUAUGGGCAGCCCCCUCCUGGAAUGCCUCCUAUGCCCCCUCCCAUGGGCAUGCCACCCCCCGGAUGGCCCACUGCUCCCAACAUGGGGAUGCCUCCAAUGAUGCCGCCAGGAUUCCCUCCAGGUAUGUUUCCACCUGUUGCGCCUCCCAGUGUACCACCAACAUCUACAAUUCAGCCUGCUAAAAGCACGUCUUCAGAUGCCUUGGCUUUAACUACUAAUGGGUCAGACGCAUCAACAAAGCAGCCCUCGUCAUCAGGAGACAACAAACCCGGCGAUGGCAAACUGGCUCAGAAGGAGACGGUUCAGGGAAGCGGUGAUGAAAAGAAAAAGAAGACUCAAUGGACAGAGCACAAAGCUCCAGACGGGAGGACAUACUUCUACAACAAUCUAACCAAGCAGUCCAAAUGGGAGAAACCUGAUGACCUCAAGACUAAAGCUGAGAUCCUGCUGACAGAAUGUCCCUGGAAGGAGUUCAAGUCCGACUCAGGGAAGGUGUACUUCCACAACAGUCAAACCAAGGAAUCGAAAUGGACCAUUCCUAAAGAUCUGGAGGAGAUAAAAAAUCGGAUAGCAGCAGAGGGCCUCGAGAAGUUACUCCCCGGUUCUCCAGAUGACUCCGGUAGCACACCAGUUGACAAACCUGAGGAACCAGCCACCAAGCAGGACGCCCGAGACACGCCCACCUCCCAGGCCGAGGCAACCCAGCAAGCUGCAGCCGUGCCCUCAGCCACCCCUGCAGCAGUGACGGGGGCUGCCUUAGACCCAGCAGCCAUCAUGGGGAUUCCCCUGCCGGGGGCUCCCAUGCCUGGUGUGCCGCCGGGUAUCCUACCGUUCAUGGCGGCGCUGGGAAUGCCCGUGGUGCCUGGUGCCGUGGUCACACCCAAGACGGAUGAGGACGCUGGAAGUGCAACAGAGUCUAGACCAGACACUCCAGAACUGAAAGAAGUGGUCUACAAUACCAAGGAAGAGGCAAAAGAUGCUUUUAAACUUCUUCUGAGAGAAAGAAGUGUUCCAUCAACUGCUAACUGGGAUCAAGCCAUGAGACUAAUAGUGAACGACCCUCGAUACAAAGCUCUGACUAAGCUGAGUGAGAAGAAACAAGUAUUCAACAAUUGGAAAGUCCAAAGAGGCAAGGAGGAAAAGGAGGAACACAGAUUGAAAGCCAAGAGGGCCAAAGAGGAACUUCAAGAGUAUCUCCAACACCAUCCCAAAAUGACUUCUACCACCAGAUACAGGAAGGCAGAUGCCAUGUUCGAGGAGGAGGAGAUCUGGCGGGUGGUGCCAGACCGGGAUCGGAAGGACCUCUACGACGACGUCGUCUUCUUCUUGAGCAAGAAAGAGAAGGAGGCGGCCAAGGUGUUGCGCAAGAGGAACAUCGAGGCGAUGAACAACAUCCUGGAUAGCAUGCCGAACGUGACCUUCCGCACGACCUGGUCGGAGUGCCAACGGUAUCUGGCUGAGAACCCCUCGUUUGCAGAGGAUGACGAGCUUAUGAGUAUGGACAAGGAGGAUGCUUUGAUCUGCUUUGAGGAGCACAUCCGUCAGAUGGAGAAGGAGGAGGAAGACGAGCUGGAGAGGGCUAAGAUGCUCAAGAAGAGGCACUUCAGGAAGUGCAGAGAAGCAUUUCUGGUACUGCUCGAUGAGUUGCACGACAGAGGGCAGCUCCAUUCCAUGUCUCUCUGGAUGGACCUGUACCCUAUCGUCAGUGCCGACCCUCGCUUCAACGGCAUGCUGGGUAAACCAGGGUCAACGCCCCUUGACCUCUUCAAGUUCUACGUGGAUGACCUCAAGGCCAGGUUCCAUGACGAGAAGAAAAUUGUCAAGGACAUUCUCAAGGAUAAAAGCUUGACGGUGGAGCUGAUUACAACCUUUGAUGAUUUUGCCAGUGCCAUCAGUCUUGACAAGAGGGCUUCCACCUUAGAUGCAGGCAAUAUCAAGAUGGCUUUUAAUAGUUUGAUAGAGAAAGCAGAAGCGAGAGAGAAGGAGAGACAGAAAGAAGAAGCCAGGAAACAGAGGAGAAAAGAGAGUGCCUUCAAGACCAUGCUCAAGCAAUCUGCCCCACCCCUAGAUGUCAAUUCAAACUGGGAUGACGUCAGAGAUCGCUUUGUCAACGACCAUGCAUUUGAUGGCAUCACGGUUGAAUCAGAAAGGAUCCGUCUCUUCAAAGAAUUUAUUACAUCUCUAGAGGUUGCCUGUGCCCAUCAUCAUGGGAAAUCAACAUCUCGCAAACAUUCCAAGAAGUCAAAGAAGCACCGCAGCAGACGAUCUCCAUCACGCUCUAAAUCGUCGGAUUCCGUUGAUGAUGAACAGGAAGAGAGGGAGAGAGAGCGAGAGCGGGAAAAGGAGCGUGAGAGAGAGAAGGAAAGGGAGAGGGAGAGAGAGAGGGAGAGAGAACGCGAGAGAGAACGUGAGAGAGAUAGAGAGAGGGAAAGAGAUAGGGAGAGAGAAAGAGACAGAGACAGUCACAAGCGCUCCAAGAAGAAGAAGCGUUCAAAGACACCUUCGGAGUCAUCAGGCCAUGAAUCAGAUCACAGUAAGAAUAAAUCGUCAAAGAGACACAAGAAGAAGACAAAGAAGAAGCGCAGGAGAACGCCUGUAUCCGAUUCUGGCUCUGAUGAAAAGGAGAGUGGUGAGAUAUCAGUUCCCCACAAGCCAAGCAAGUCCGGUACUCCAUCCAUGUCUGCAGGAACACCCAAGAAAGAAAAGACUGGCUGGGACACUUCCGAUAGUGAUCUAAGCGAUGGAGAGUUGGAAAGACGGAGAAGGGCACUACUAGAGCAGCUGGCUGAAAAUCAUUGAUGAUGCAAGCUCCAUGGAAUCCUAAAUUUAUUUCUGUCAAUGUUUUUAUGAUUGUAGGGAGGGGUUAAGUACUCCUGCUCAAGUCCCUUUCAGUUUCGAACAAGGUCUGAAUCAUGCUAAUACAGUCCAAUCUGCUUUAGCGACCACCUGUAUAGAAAGACCACCUGUCUAGAAAGACUACAUUUUUUUUCUUCCCUUGAAUAGGCUUUCUCAUUGAAACCUGUACUAAAGGAACCAGUACUUAAAGACCACCUG
Messenger RNA from Strongylocentrotus purpuratus (purple sea urchin), 3297 nucleotides. RefSeq names its product pre-mRNA-processing factor 40 homolog B. Gene Ontology annotation, biological process: mRNA cis splicing, via spliceosome. Lineage: Eukaryota; Metazoa; Echinodermata; Echinoidea; Camarodonta; Strongylocentrotidae. Gene Ontology annotation, cellular component: U1 snRNP; U2-type prespliceosome. Gene Ontology annotation, molecular function: protein binding; RNA binding. The record is from RefSeq and is a predicted model, not a curated record. Bases 40 to 3042 code for a protein of 1000 amino acids. The transcript has 25 exons.